AUGUCAGACGACGUGAUGGACGGUACGCUUGGGCCGCUACUCGGCGUUGAAGACUGGAUAGAAUCUUUACGUCACAGAAGCGAGCCCAAUUAUCACGCUCAAAGCGGACAAUAUGCGGACGAAGCGUCGAUCCUGUUGAAGGGGAGGGGGAAUGGAGGCGUUACGUUAGGUAGGGGCCACAGCAGAAGGUCUAUCCGUAAAAGUCAACUACUUCCUCCUGCCGCCGACAUGUGCGAGGAACAUAAGGAUACAGAGGAACAUGCAUCUGCACAAUUGGACAAUUUGGGUUGUAACAAGCUCGAUGAGUGUAUUUCAUCGAAUGAAAUAGACUUCGAUUCACCACUACGCCCACUAUCUGAAGGUGAUGGUCGAUCUCCCUUGGUUGCAGACGAUGGACAUGACACUGCGUCGGAAAAGGCGGAAUCAAAAUCCUUAGAAAUGGGACCCAUCGCUUCAAAUGCGUCAGAAUCCAGAGCUCCGGGUUACACAUUCGGACUGCAGGGCCCGAAUAGUGAUACCACCACAUCGAACCAUGUCGCUACGUUCGUUGAAGUGGGUGAUAAGAUGAACAAGCUUUACCCUUGGGACGCAUUAGAUCGGGAUGUUCUUAUUUCCGCACGAAAUCGUGGCCUUGAACCCACCACUCUUGGACACGUUCUCAAGAGACGCAACAAGCUUUGGGCCCAGAUACAAUGUAUCCACAAGAGUGCGAGGGCGGAUUAUGAAAAACAUCUGCGUCUAUAUCAGCGGCAAUUUGAGACAUAUAGCAAGUCUGGUGAUGGAUGGGUAAACGUGAACGACGAUCGCAAGUCAGACCCCAUAUUUUUGCGCCAAUCCACUUACCUGACAGGUGCACAUAACGUGAAAAAGGUGAUGCGACAGGUGUCCACUGAUGUGUCGAUGAGUGGUGCUGAUAGUUCAGAAGUGGGGAAUGCGAAACCUACCAGUAGGAGCUCGUCACGUCGGAAAUCCAAUGUUGUGAGGGGUGUAUACGACUGGAACAACGUGAUAUUUUGCCCCAACAUAUUUGAUUCCAGUGACCUCAUACAUCGACAUGCACGUCGCACAGUUCGUCUUUAUAGGAAUUUAUACGACUGCCUGAUCCAUGGAUGGGUGCAUCCAGGUCUGGUCGUAUGUGAGGUUAAGGACGCCACACACCCCAUUCGUUUUGCAACACCCCCGGAACAGGACUGCUACACUGUGGUGUACGCGGGUCCAAGUAUCCCUGAGAAUUCGACGCAGCGAGUUGUAUUCGGGGAGUACACCGGUGUGGUGUACAGGGAAGGAUCCCUAUCAGACUCCGUGUUUGAGUAUGCAUUUGAGCUCAACUUUGCACCGUGUGCCUGGAUAAAUGCGGAAGUUGAGAUUUCAGAAGACGCAGCUGAAAUAGGACAGAAUGGCGACCAGGUUUUGCUGCCCACCAGCGCGAAGUUCGUACUGGACAGCAGCCACGCCUGUAAUGAGUUGAGUUUAGUGAACCACUACCAAUCCGUGAAGGCAUACGGUGGUGAAAAAUGGGUAGCUCCGAACUGUGAGUGGCAGCAGAUCUUUCUUGACGGCUGGCCGCACGUGGUGCUCACGUCCAAGUUGGGUGUGGCCGUCAAUCCCGGUGACGAGCUCGUUGCUGACUUCGGAGCGUUAUGGUUUUCGAAAGUUGAGGAGAAUGCGCAUAAGUUCAUUCGUAAUGAAGUAAUAGAAUAUCGACUUGGAAAGGCAAACGGCACCCAAAUUCAUAAUCAAUUGGAAGUACCGCAACGCCCUCUUUCCAGUAUUGACGUCGGUUUAGUCUCCAAUUCUAUCGCUACGUCAACUCCGGUGUGUGCCAUAUGUCAUGAUUCCGGUGAUGAAAAUGGUGACCGUUCGAGUUCUGAAGAAUCAGAUUCGGUGUCAUGCGACGGGUGCGACCGCUUCUUCCACAUGACCUGCUUAAGGAACAUCAAUUUGGUUUCCGCCGUCCAAUUGGUUAAGGACGGUAUAGGCCACGCAUGGUUGCCUACAACGACGUACAAGGGAAUUCCGCAAGGAUCAGGGAAGUUUUUCUGCAAUUUUUGCCGACAUCUUGCGAAGAAAAUAUAUAUGCAUGACACUGGUUGCGACUACAUGCCGCUUUCCAGGGGUGUGAACGUUAACACACAUGGUCGGUUUCAUGACACUUUCGAUUUGAAGAAGUAUUGCCAACGUGCUGUCCCUGCUGAUAAUAGCGAUGUAAACCGUCGAGAUGAAACAUGUGAGACACGUCUACCGAAUGCACAUGGUCUUAUGUAUGAGAACAAUGACGAUGCAGUGCGCACCGCUGUCUGCGAUAAAUCAUCUCUAGGGGAGGGCGAUAUUGCUACGUCGUGUGAACGCCCGAUGAGUGACGUAAUCAUUGACAGCACAGCAACGAAAGAUGCGGCCGUGAGCCCAUCUAUUGCUUCGAGUAAACCCCAAACCGCUGAAGAAAGUCACAUACGCAAUGUAGGACCAAAGCUUUUGAUGAGGCCACUCAAAACACCGUCGAUGCAUGAUUUUGCCAUUGCUAGUCAGUGCAAGCUGCAGUUGCAAAGUCGCAAUAUUCCUGCGUUCAAAGAUAACGGAUCGCCUGUAACUUCAACAGAGAUUUACACAUCAGAUAUGCGGGGUACAUUCGAAGAGCGACCUGAUCCCGAAUCCAUCAGGCAGCAUCGUGUCUCGGGUGUCAGUGAGGGUGCUACGACGGGACUAAAGACAGUAGACAAGUGCACGGAAAAUGUCUUGUAUUCACCUCCAGUGAACGAAAUGAUCCGAUGUCCAACGUGCUUCAGGCAUUUCGGACCUUCGGAAAAGAUGGCGACGGUAGUGUCUGUAGAAGACGACACAUCCCGACCCGUGCAACCGUCAUCAGCAUCUGGAUGCGGAGAUAGCGAUGUAUCGCGCCUGAAAGCGAAUCAUGAUUCUGGCCAUGGUUCGAAUUCUGGUGAUGCUUCAAACGUUCUUCCACUGGCGGGAGGAACAGUGGACACUGAGGCCGUAUCGAACACUGGAUCUCACUCUGCCCUUGACGUUUCUGAGACGGAGGCGGCUCCGGGUGCCGGGACAUUGGAAGCAGAACUUACAAACAAUGGAGCACCUACGAACGCUUCCAUAGGUUCACUGCACCAGAGUUGCUAUCCCGAUGCGGCGCCUUUUGCACGGGGGCUGGAGCGCCAUUCUGAAAAGGCCGAUAUCGUCAAACCAUCCACUGAUUACCCAAGCACAUUGGAUGUGGAUAUGCCCGUUAGCGAUAGUAUUUUAAACCAAAAGGAUACGGCAACGAAUACGGAAAACCCGGAAUGCUCACCUCAGGGUUCGUCGAAAUACGAAGGAGGGGGUUCAAAGACUGACAAGACGGAUGAAUCCGUUCUGAGCCCAAACAGCUCCACUGUAAAUAGUGUCGCAGCAUCUAGUGGUAAAGCUGCUGCGAGAUGCGGGCCACCGCCAGGUGGGUCGCCUGGCCACGUAGGAACGCACAUAACGACGGCCAAUAUCGAUCGAGCGGUGUAUUUUUACAAGACGUUGGGGAAUCAAAUGAAGUUAUCCCCGAUAGCGGCGUUAUCUGAGGUUGACUGUUGUGUUCCGCAAUUUGACGAUACUACAAUGGCGGAUUAUCUGGGGUGCAAGUAUUUAGCUGGUAUGUGGCAAAUUGAACCAUUCGCGCUAUUUGGGGACACUGUACGUGUAUGUGGUGAUUGUUAUGGAAAGUACGGAGCGAAGGCGAAUGUGUACGUUUGUCGCCUACUUAGGCGCCACUUGUCUGGCAAUUUCGACCAUCCGAUGAACACUACGCCGACUCAGAUGCGUGAGCUGGUGUUAAUGGCAUACGAGCAGCACGUGCAGAUGUUGUUAAGGCUUUUGGUGCUUAAAAACGUAGCAAUACAGUUCAUGUGCCGUUUGUGCUGCCACUUUGUGAGUCGUCAACUGUUUCACCAAAAACAUGAUGUAUACCCGCCCCUUCCGUUCCCAUCGCAUUUCAUGGGAGAGGAGUCGGGGCGUCCUGAAGGCCUUCUGGCUAAUCCAUCGGACCUUUUAAGCGGUGUAAGGACGUCUGGCGGUCGUUCUCUGAAGUCUCACCAAAAAAAGGUCUUGCAGUCCCACCUGAGUUCGUUCGUAACGUCGGUCAAGAAUACGGUGUGUAAUCUACCACUUAGCUCUAAAUCUGACCCCGCGCUUAAUUAUGAGCUGUUAAGCGCUAUGGGUGCAUUCAGUGAUGAGUUUUCGCGCCUAGCCAACUGCCAAAACAUUGUGGAUUACCUCAACGAUCUUAUGUCUCACAAGGUUUUGGACGCCGAUAACACCCCCAGCCAACUACAGCAGAUGCUAACAAAGGAUGAAUUGCGGCGAUUUAUUGCGUUCAGGCAUUUGGCAGAACGAUCUCCUGGUCCGUUCAACACGUCCCAGCCGUCACCGGUACGUGUUCGUAAGCGACACCGGGGUCCCACGUUUAUACCUUUGCUUGGAAUCGUACCGGGGAGAUCGUUUAUCUAUCGCCAUUUUAAGGACGGUUAUUACAGAGGAUUGGUAACAGAGUAUGUGGAGGAUUCGGCGCUGGGCAAACAUUCGUUUUUGGUGGCAUACAGCGAUGGUGACGACGAGACGCUGAGCCAAAAGGAUUUGAUCACAGAAAUAAUGGACAAUUUGCACAACAUUGAAAGCGUUCUGACAAACCUUUCGCAGAAUGAUAUGAGGAAUGAGGAAAUUUUGCUGCGGCUGCGUAGUCAAGGUGACCACUGCUUGGGCGCCCUCUGCUCCGAGUUACGGCGCGAGAUGCUGCACAAUUUGAUGCUUCACCAGACAACCGAUGCCAAUAAACGCGCUGAACCAUCGAAGAAGCAUUCUCCGGAUGGAACUCAUAUUGCGCCAGAGACUGCGGUGGUACACCACGAUACCUGCAUGACCCCGAAUGUCGAUACGCAGGCUGUUUAA
Babesia ovata is the source of this 4920-nucleotide messenger RNA. RefSeq names its product AP2 domain transcription factor AP2VIIa-7. NCBI's taxonomy places the organism in Eukaryota, Apicomplexa, Aconoidasida, Piroplasmida, Babesiidae. The record is from RefSeq and is a predicted model, not a curated record. The transcript has a single exon. Bases 1 to 4920 code for a protein of 1639 amino acids.